AUGGAUGAUACAAAUUCUUUACGUGUCGGCAGGCUGAAGUGCAACUACGUCUUAGAAGACGAUUCCUUACUGGCCAAUGAACAGCCUCAGUUCGACGUGAUACUGUGCCUCAGCAUGACCAAAUGGAUUCAUCUGAAUUGGGGCGACGCGGGGAUCAAGCAGGCAUUCAGAAGGAUGUACGCUCAACUAAGGCCCGGAGGAAAGCUCAUCUUGGAGCCACAGGAUUUUCCGUUACCAUAG
This is a messenger RNA of Acanthoscelides obtectus, 240 nucleotides long. Lineage: Eukaryota; Metazoa; Arthropoda; Insecta; Coleoptera; Chrysomelidae. The record is from the annotation of a GenBank genome assembly.